This is a messenger RNA of Mycena citricolor, 2218 nucleotides long. Lineage: Eukaryota; Fungi; Basidiomycota; Agaricomycetes; Agaricales; Mycenaceae. The record is from the annotation of a GenBank genome assembly.
CUCAUCUACUCCCUCCACCGUCUGAGAUCCAUGGCGACCAGACGGUGUUUACUAAUCCACCUUUGCGUCACUUCCUGCGUGGCGGUACUCUGGCCACGAAGUUGGGUGCCAACGAACAUUGCUGAGAACAGCGGCAUCGCAGACCACGCGCUCGCAUCUGAAGUCACGGGUCUCUUGCAUGAUCACGAUGCUCUGGAGCGGUACGCCCAGCGACCGGAUUGUUUCGGCCGUGUGGCAUCGAAGAUCCGCACACAGUGCGGAGACCUAGAGCACAAUAUGGACGAGAGGGUCCGGGCGGCCAUCUCGAUGACAAUCUGCGAACUGGAAACAGCGGAACACUCUUCGAUUCCCUUGGAGUGCGCCACGUACUCGGUGGACUCCGCGCGGGUGUCCCACAAGAUCUCGCAUGGGAAAUGUGUCGAGGCUUUGGGGAGGAGCACGCAGCACUGGGCGAGCUAUUCUGGGCAUUUGCAGAGAAUUCCCCAGCUGUGCUUUGCUUACCGUCGCUGGAACGAUAUAGACACUGCCAAAAGUAUCUAUAGAAACAUCACUCUCAAGUCGGAUGCGUUGAUGGAGAUCUUGCUUGCCAAAGAGCGGUCGGAAGCAAGUCACAGACAGCAGUGGGAAGCUCAAGCCGAGGUCGGUGAAUGAUGCUUCGCCGGUGAUUCUGCUGCAAUCCUCCGACAGGACUUGGGUGAUCUUGUAUUCUCUCUGAAAUCGACCUCUGAUGGGGUAGAGGCGCAUAUACGCACGACUCAGGCCCGCAUACAGGCAGAGUUGCAGUCUGCGUUUGCUGAGCUUGCGAUGUAUCGUACCUCGGCACACACAGAUGCGUCGGAACUUGUGCAGCACAUGCGCAUCGAGCUCAAAACGAUAAUGCGAGAGCACGUACAAUCUCUGCACCAAGUGUUUCCUGCACUUGAGAGUUCGUUAACCGAUCAUAUGCAAGCUGCGCUUGCUCUAUUUCGAGAUCAGAGUGUCCAAGUCUCGGCUUCAGUCGCAUUUGCUCAGCACGAGUGGUCCAAUCUGGUCGUCCAAUUUGUGGAUAUGCAUCAAAGGCUCGCGAUUCUCUCGGGGAGCAUCGUCGAGAAUGCCGAUCUCAUGAACACAUCAAUCGAGCAGGCCAAGUCUGUGCUCGCCGCUCAGAAGGAUGUUGAACGUUCGGCUUCAGGACUGUCGACCACACUACAUCAACUAUCGAACACCACACUCGAAACUCUUAUGCAUGUGAAUGGCACUCUCAAUCGAUUGACCCAGACUACUCCUUAUCGUGACUGGAUUCUGUCGUGGAUUACCCCGACUGCAUCCUUCAUAUCUGCAGACACCAGCCGUCUUGUCCUCGCCUUAUCUCGAUGGCUCUACUCCCUGUUUCAGUGCCUGUUCUUUGCAUCCAGCAUCCUAUUCUUUCCCUUGCGCACUAUUCUUGCUAGAAAUCCGGCGAACAAAUCUCUACGUGAACGUUGGCCGAUAGAAACAAGCGAUCUCGCACGAUACCCGAACUACUAUCAGCAGUCCGAGCAAUCAUCGAACAGCAUCGCAUUACAUCCUAUGGACUUGUAUCGAAGCCGUAUCCCGGAUAGACUGCUCAGAAAGAGGAGCCCGCGUUGGUAGCUUUUGUUGUCCCAGCAAGGAACUCGGAUAAUCACUCAAAGGACUUGUGUUGUACAGUAGCUCUGUUGUAAAUUGUAACUUCGGUGUGGUCGAGGACUUGAAAGUGUCAUCUAUGGUGUCACUGUGAUGCCUCCUCGGUCCGGAAUGGGCAUUUGUAUCCACACUUCGGGACCUGUAUCAAAAACAUACCAUCGGCGAACUACGCGCAAAACGUAGGCCGAAGCAAGAGCAGACCGUGCCAAUACGUAUGAGCAAGCGUCCCAACAGAAUUUAGCCUAGGGUAGCAAAGUCUGCGUGGGGGUAGACCGUCCCGGGCGAAUGAGCUACUUGGAUAUAGUAUACGAGCGCGAUGGUGGACUGGUGUCCCGGUCCGGAGAUUCGUACUGGUAUGACCUGUAUCAGGGCACGCCUACCGAGGCCAGCCUGAUUGGCGCAGGGAGCGCGGUGCAGAUGACGAGACAGCAGACACGAGGAUGAUCAGGCAAGGCAGUGUAUGUCGUGCUGUUUACAUAGCAGUCGGGAACCGCCCGGUUCCGCAGUGAGUGCGAAUCCGAGCACACGCGGUCGCGAUAUUAUGUGACCCUCGGGGCUUAGACUUCAGAAUCAU